AGGUUUUCACUAGGAAUUAGGAAGAUAUCCCAAUAUAGUUCUGACAAUCGUUUUGAAUUAAGCACUCCAGCCAAUAUGCAGGAUGAGAGGUAUGAGUGCUUUCCUUUGGAGCCUCCUAACUGCCCGUUGCAGCUCUUCCCUCCAGCCUGCAACUUUGCAAAUUUUACAGGCUUGCAGCACCUGCUGCCAAAUGUUGUUAGACUAAUCACAUGUAAGAAACAAGUGAUCUCCAGUUCCCAGCUCAUGUUGGCAAAAAAAGACAAUUCCCAUUGAUGGACAUCCCGCCAAGAAAGCAGCCUAUUUUCAGUAGGAAGUCUCUUUAUGCCUGAACUUAUUCCAGACAGAGGCUGCAGAUUGAAAAUGCCCUUCGGAGUUGUAUGUGAUAGCAGUAUCAGUAAACUGUAAACGGAAAGGGGUUCUCCUGAGGUCUCUGGUUUAUGCAUAUUCUUCAAUCUUCGCCAUUGUUGUUUUGGUUGCAAUAUUUGUUAAGGCAAAAAGCAAUUUGGAUGACCGAUGGGCUAAGCCUACUUAGCGGGGCUAUGUAGGCCCAGUAAACCGUCAGCCUGAUUAGCACAGCACUUUCUCUUCUACAAUCCAACCGAAAAGGCAAAAACCCUUAACCCCUCGUUGCUAGUAGCAGCAAACUCAAUUAAGUUUAUGGGUGUCAGCACCGAUAACAUCCAAGUGCGCUUUGUAAACCAUGCCUUCUUGCAGAUUUUAUACAACAUGUCGAAUGAAUUUGCUCUCUCAACUCUCUAGGCUUUACUCUUGAACUAACAGUAACAUGUUUGGUUGAGGAACCUUUGUUUUUUUCUUCUUUGUUACCUAAGGAAGCAAAUUCUACAUUGAUUUUCAUUCAACAAACGUAAUUGAAACUGGGUUUGCACAAAAGUCCAACCUUUUCUUGUUCAGCAACAGCAGGUGACGAGUAACCAACUAAAGUAGGAAUGGAUGAUGAAAAGAAAGCUCAUCUCUUGAGCUUUCUCAAAGUUAUUCCUCCGGUAGACUUCUGCUGUGUCUACGGCUCAGCACUCCAUUCAACCAACCAUGACAAGUCAACCAUGGUAGAUUUCAUACUCGGCGUGUCUGAUCCCCUGCAAUGGCAUUCUGAGAAUCUAAAAAUGAAUGCAGAACAUUACGCGUCAUGGAUGGUGUUUCUUGGUGGGGCAAAACUGAUUACUGAAGUUGCAGACGAUAUAGGAGUAGGAGUACACUUUAACCCGUUUGUUACUUGGAAAAACAAGAUGUUGAAAUAUGGAGUUGUUCGAAUGCAUGACUUGGUUCAGGACAUAUUAAACUGGGAGAGGUUCUACUUGAGUGGUCGUUUACAAAAACCGGUAAAUAUGCUCAUGGAUAAUUUGGACAUUGAAAAUGUAAACUCUGUUAAUUUGCGAGCUGCAGUGUCUGCUGCUCUGCUCCUCUUGCCACCCAAAUUCACAGAGGAAGACCUUUAUGCCAAAAUAUGUAGCCUGUCAUAUAUGGGUGACUUGCGUAUGCUUUUUGCAGAAGACCGAAAUAAGGUGAAGAAGAUUGUACAAGGGCAGUUUGAUUUAUUCCAGUCCAUGUAUAAGCCAUUUCUUGAAGAGUAUGAAGGCAAAGGCUUCUUGAGAUUCUCAUCAUCUGAAAAUCACCAUGCACAUAUAUCUCAGGAUUGUGGCUUAACAGUAGCUCGCUCACAUGUGUCUUCUCUUCCUCCAACUAUUAGAAGUCAAAUGUGGAUAAAGCUAGGAACGAAGAAAGUAAUUAGUGAAUCUGGUCAGGUGUUGCAUGAAGUUGUUAUUGGGUCAAGAGAAGAGGCUGCAAAAUGCAUGCAGAAGGUUUUGAGGCGAACAGUCAUGGUUUCAAGUGCAAGGCAAGCACUAUCUGGUCUACUGACUGUUGGUGGUAUUAAAGCUGCUAGAUAUGUCACCAAUAAAAUGGAGAAGGCUUGGAGAUCAUGGACAUGAUACCUUGCAUUUAAAUUAGAAGCCAAGGCGAGCUUCGUAUUUGGGACAGGCCGGCAACUGUUUAUUUUGUGAUUACUGUUAAAACGAGGAUGCCAUGCUGUCUUUCUCAGACUUAUUAUUAUUAUUCUCCUUUUUCAGUCCCUCUGGCGAAUAAACUCGUCAUUCAGAGGGCAAAAGAAGUCCCUCUGUUGAAAGGCUAAUAGGGAUAGAGAUGUUGGAAAUUACUGCAAAUAAAUCCAAGCUGCUAUUAUGAGCAAAAAUACUACAAGAUUUCUGCUCACGGUGUCUACUGAGACGCAAAAAGGAAUCCAAGCGCUCAAUAUUUCAUCCAAGGUGUCUUUGAUUAUUUGAGUAAUGAUCCAAUCAGCUUCUACGUUAUUGUCAGACCUGGAUGCAAUAACCUUAUCAGCAUCCUGUUUGCGGUCAGAAAAAUGGAUAUCUACAAGAUGACAGAAAAUGUGUGGAACUGGGAUGAGGGAUGUGGUCCAUGAUAUUUUCUGGCAUUUGAAAAAGCAGGCUGUCUUGACAUUAACGGCUUUGUUCCAUAGCCAAAACACAAGCAAGCGCAACAAAUUUCCAAGUCAAUUAUUGAGUGGUUGCCUGUUUUUAACAACUGUAGUACAAGGGUUCAUUUCAGUUUGACAUGUCAAAGCAGUUCCAUGUAAUGCAACUAUUUCUUGGGAAACUCUUAUUUGUUUUGCAAAAUUAUUACGCCAAGAGCAUGACUUUGGUUUUGAAUUU
Molecule: messenger RNA, 2687 nt
Organism: Theobroma cacao (cacao)
Lineage: Eukaryota; Viridiplantae; Streptophyta; Magnoliopsida; Malvales; Malvaceae
Source: RefSeq, a predicted model, not a curated record